GUAGCUCAAGAGAUAGGGACGGAGGCAAGGUUCCAGAACGACUUCAUAAAUCAACUGCAAAUGACUCUCAUAAAAGCUCAGGCAGCGGUAAAGAACAACAUGAGAAGGAUGAACAAGAAAAUCAUCCAGCAGGGUUCGAACCAUGUCAUGCAUGUGAUCCUCUUUGCACUAUUCUGCUUCUUUGUAGUAUAUUUCUUGUCGAAGUUCUCUAGAAGAUGAAAGGGUACAUCCAAGAGUUUGAGAAGAGGUUUCUUACAGAGCUCUCGUCUUCUCCAGCCUUCAAUUUGCCUUGUUAUUGGGGUCUUUCCAACGUAAUUCAUGAAGAUAUCAAGGUUCUCUUGUAUCUGUAUAAUCUUGAUGUCAAUUGGAACAUAUUCAGACUAAUUUGACAGCAAAAGUUGUUCAAAUUGCUAAUCUUUUGUUCAAACCAAUUAGAGAGAUUGUGCUUAUUGUUCGACAUUGUGCUACAUGAAUCAGGUUAAUUCCUUUGCUGUAGUUUUCAUUUUGACAGCUAGAAGAAUUUCUGCCGGUCAAGAUGCAAAAUUCCUGUCAAAAGUAUGAAAAUUAUUUGGAGAGUGGAAAUAGAUAAACAAUUAAA
This is a messenger RNA of Elaeis guineensis (African oil palm), 598 nucleotides long. The record is from RefSeq and is a predicted model, not a curated record. Lineage: Eukaryota; Viridiplantae; Streptophyta; Magnoliopsida; Arecales; Arecaceae.